Messenger RNA from Oncorhynchus kisutch (coho salmon), 5734 nucleotides. Its product is annotated as beta-1,4-galactosyltransferase 3. Bases 1400 to 2578 code for a protein of 392 amino acids. Gene Ontology annotation, biological process: carbohydrate metabolic process. Gene Ontology annotation, molecular function: galactosyltransferase activity. The transcript has 7 exons. The record is from RefSeq and is a predicted model, not a curated record. Gene Ontology annotation, cellular component: Golgi apparatus. NCBI's taxonomy places the organism in Eukaryota, Metazoa, Chordata, Actinopteri, Salmoniformes, Salmonidae.
GUAUUGCGGGCGCAUUCAUUCUUGUGAAACCAAACUAGCAAGUUGUGCUGAAAUUCAGGACAUGCAUACAGCACGAAGAGGGUGGACGUGCGCUAAACUAACUCUUAAAGUCUCUGCCGACCAUACUAUUCAUUACUGCAAGCAACAGCAAACAUCUGUGUACAUCACUUCCUGUACUAAUUCUACAUGUGAAGUGCGGCUGAAGAAACUGCAUUUCAACUUCGAAACGCAACCUUGGUGCAACUCGAAUUGUGAAAGUGAUGUUUAACAAUGUCGUUGCCUGGAAUAAAUUAGUAAAGGAACCAUUACGCUAUCCCCGAACAACAGGAUUGGAUUGGUAAACACAAUUUCCUGCAUUUAGUUGAGCACCAUUCUCGUGAUUUGGUCCGAGCCCCUGUCUGUCAGGCCCGGUGGACCCCUUCCCCUUGGAAGUGUCUUUCAGCCCAGUGCGUCAGUCAGAAUGGGACAAUAGCCGCAGUCGCCAUCGGACCGCCCCCUUUCUCUCUUUGCUCUCUGUCUGCCCCGUCCCCACACCCCUUAAUACACACACAUACAUACACAUUCACACACACACAGACCCAGCCAGACCCUGACCACUCCUCCCACUGUACUGGUUUUGGUCCACUCCCUCUUCCUACCACUCUAGGCAGCCAACCUUGUCAAGCCAAAUGAAACCAUAAUCCCCUGUAAAAGAUAGAGGCCUACACAGCUGCCUAUCCUCCCUUUGUUGUUGGUGGCUUUUUCUUUAGAGGGCCCCCAUGAGAGUAGCGGCUAGAGAACACAAGGCAGCACAACAGCACCCAGUCAGCCGUUUUACUGGAAACAAACGAGCUGUGGUGGUGGUUGGGACACUGAUGGAAUUUUAAUAGCAUGAUGUUGGGCUGGCAUAGCCACCACACGCCAUCAAUGAACCAGAGGGCCACCAGCAGACUUUGGAGAUUGACACAUCUCAACUUGUGGUGGGACAAGAGGUUGAAAUAAAAACAUUUUUAUUCAGGAUAUUUUUUUGCCUCCUUUUUUUGCUUCUCCAGUGAUCAGCUAAACCAAAGUGCCUUUCUUGGUUUCUCACUGUGCUUUUACUAUAAACUUGAUCUAACUUCAUAUUACACUCCAAUAUCUGAAAAUAAUAUCUAUAAGAAACAUUUCAAGGAUUUUGCACUUUUCAUUCAUACACCUCUGCACCCAUUGCCUGUUGCACUUGUCAUAUCAUACAGUUGCACAGUACUGACAGUGCACACGGGUUUACAGUAAAAACAUACACCCCCGUACCAACUUGACAAUCCCACCCCGUAUUUCACCCAACCACAGCGUUCCUCUAGUGUAGGUUGCUAAGACUAACGAAGCCAAACAUAUCACCAAACCGCUCUCCAAGGUCCUUUGUUGUGACACAGCCGGUGACAUGGCGACGUGGCUACAGUCAAAAUGGCGCUACCUGUUCAUGUUUCUGGGUGUCCAGCUGGUUGUCAUGGCGCUGCUGUCCCGCGAGGGCUACCACAAGCGAGUGUCAUACUUCAUCAGGAUUUUCCGCAAGCUGGAGACCACUGCGACGGGGACGUUCGGUGCCGGCUCUCUCCACGCAAGCAAUCACACGGGCGGUGACGUCUACGCCAACUUGUCCCUCCUGGCCAAGGCCCACCACAGCAGGGGCGAGGACAUGCCCUACUGCCCCAAGACGUCUCCCCUGAUAGGUGGACCAAUCCACGUCAUCUUCCCCUCCGGGUUGACACUGGCCCAAGUGGCGCGGAAGAAUCCUUUGGUGGUCCGUGGGGGGCGCUACAGGCCGCCUGACUGUGAGGCGCGGCACCGCACCGCCAUAAUAAUUCCCCACAGAAACCGGGAGCACCACCUGAAGUUCCUCCUCUACUACCUUCACCCAUUCCUACAGCGACAGCAGCUCAAUUACGGCAUCUACGUCAUCCACCAGGCUGGUAACUACACAUUUAACCGGGCCAAGCUGAUGAACGUUGGGUUCCGAGAGGCCAUGCGGGAGGAGGACUGGGACUGCCUGUUCUUCCAUGAUGUGGACCUCAUCCCUGAGGACGACCGCAACACCUACAUGUGCGACGCCAACCCCAAGCACACCGCCAUCGCCAUGGACAAGUUUGGAUACAAGCUGCCAUACAAGAUGUAUUUUGGAGGGGUGUCAGCGUUGUCUCCACUGCACUACCUGAAGAUGAACGGCUUCCCCAACAACUACUGGGGCUGGGGAGGAGAGGACGAUGACAUUGGAGUCAGAGUAUCCCUAGGAGGGAUGUUCAUCUCUCGUCCAUCGGUGAAGGUGGGCCGAUACAAGAUGAUCAAACACAAGCUGGACAAGGGAAACGACGUGAACCCCAGGAGGUUCAACAUGCUGGCCAAGACGCGUCAGACGUGGAAGCUGGACGGCAUGAACACGGUGGAGUAUGAGGUGCUGUCACGUGACUACUUCCCCCUCUACACCAACAUCACUGUGCACAUCGGCACAGAGGCAGGCCUGCAUGCCACGGCUCCGUCCCCCAAGAUCCUUGCCAAAGCCCCAGCAAAGCCGCCGGUCGAAGCUCCCGCCAAACCUCUAACCAAGCUCCAACAGAACCACUGACUUGGACUCCACUCCCAUCCCCCACCCUCCUGCCGCCAACUCUCCCCUCCUAACUUGUGCCUGGGAGCAGGGAUGUGACAGAGGGGCCCUGGGCCCUUAAAGCGCUCCUUUCUUUGCCUUCACCCUUCAACUGAUAUCAAUGCCUACAGGUGGCAGGUAGCCUAGUAGUUAGAGUGUUGGGCCAGUAACCGAAAGGUUGCUAGAUCGAAUCCCCGAGCUGACAAGGUAAAAAUAUGUUGUUCUGCCCCUGAUCAAGACAGUUAACCCACUGUUCCUAGGCCAUCAUUGUAAAUAAGAAUGAGUUCUUAACUGACUUCGUCGGGAGAGGUGGGUGGCUCCCCCUAUUGGACUAGAGGCCAUGCCUUUUCCUUCUGUUCCUUCCUCUGAUCCAAUCAGCAUUCUCAACUGAAACUUUAUCAAUAGUAUAGCAGAGACUCUGAACUUGAAGACCAAUGCUCUCCACUGCCUAGAUAGAAUCUGUGGGCCGAGGCUUUGUCUGUCAGUGUCUGUCUGAAUGAAUUACUGUAGCAUUCUCCACCCUAGUUCUGAUUUUCCAGCUAUAUCUCACCACUCCACUGACUUUGACUCUAUGAAAGGGACUUAUGGUAGAGGAGAGGAAAAAAGACGGACUCUAUGAGUUUUUAUAUCGCUGCCGAAAACCCCCGUUGCCUUAGAACACCUGUCUUGUUCUAUUUUUCCUUUUUAGUAGAACUUCAGGUUGAGAGUUAUGAAUGGAAACGGUUUCUAGUGAUAGAUAGCGAGAUUAGGGGAUAGAAUAAAUAAAUGAAAAAACAUUUUAUGCUACUGAUAUUGCAAUAGCAUAUGGGUCUUUCUGCCAAUUAGGUGCCUUUUUUGAGUAGUGUAAAACUUGUUUCACCCAAUUUUAACAAUCUGCCAUAAAAAGCACAUGUUCAAAACACGUUUUCCCAUCUUGAGGUUAAAUGAAAUAAAUGACCAUAGUAAGUAACAGGGUUGACCGUAACAGGGUUAAAUCAGCCAUAAAUCCCCUUGUGACAGAGGAAAUGGAAGCUUGUUGUGUGUGUGCAACAGGGAGGGGCAAUUUAAUGCAAAUUAAAUUGUUCAAACAUUAUGUUAUGUUCAACCGGCUCUGUUUUCCACAAAAAAAAACACCAGAAAAUUCCAAAAAGAGUAGAACCAUACAAAGGAAUUUCACCAUAUUAAACGAGAGUUCAGUUCGUUUUUCGUUUUUUUUACUUUAAAAUGAAUCACUAAUCACAUGAAAUAAUGAACUCUUCAGAAAUGACUUUGUCAAAGCAACAAAAUAACUAGGGCUUUCAAAUUAAGUGUGUUAAAAUCUUCCUAGAAGUCACAGGAUGCUUAGAGGGAAAUGUCAAAAUGCUGAAAUCUGGCAGUUUAAAUGGUCUUUAUUCACAUUAAAUCAGAUUUAUAAAAGGUUCCCAUGUGGUCAGUAUUAAAGGGCACUUCACUUAAUAUAACAGGCUUUUAAUAUUUGUAACUGGCACUAAUUUCGGAACGACCCAUAUGUAACUGAUUUUACAGUUGAAUAUUAUACGAAGUGAAGCUGCUCUCCUGAAUAUUGACAGGGGUAUGUGCUGUUUGCAGUUAGCAUGGUAGUCACCCCCUGGGCCCAAUCUUCAUAAAUCGUCUGAGUAGGAGUGCAGAUCUAAGAUCAGGUUCUCUGUGUUCAUAUCAAAAUCAUUAUGACCUUAAAGGCAACCAUGAUCCUAGAUCAGAACACCUAGUCUGAGGCACAUGCACAAUACAGGCCCUGAAUAUCAGGCUGAUUUAUUGAAGGAUUUUCUCACAGUAGGUUCACAGUUCGGGCACAGCUUUUUGGUAUGGUUGGGUUUCAUCUUAUCGCUACAAUCAGAAUGUGUCUUUUCUCCAGUUAUCUCCUUCAACCCCUAGAUUGCAUUGAUGUGGGGUUGCAUUUUGCCUUGUGUCAAAUAGAAUAGGUGCGGGUGAAAUGGUCAAUGCACUACCUUCAGGUGGGCUGGCUAUAUUCACAUCAGAAUGGUGGUUUGUCUUUUCCAUUUGUGUUUUAUGUUAUUGUUCAUUACCUUAUGGAGCUUUUAUGUUGGUUUCUUAUGAUUGUCAAUGUAGCUUAAAACUGAGGGAUUCAAGUCCUAGUGGACUCUCCAUAGUCAGAGACUUGGGAUCUAUCUCCAUACUCUAAAUUGGCUGAAAGGUUUGAACUGAUGCCUGUAGACUGUGUAGUACACUCAUUGGUUGUACUGAUUCUGCUGAACCACUGAUUUAAAGAUUGAUAUAGGUACACUGGGUUAGCAUUUACAGCAUUACCCCACUAGCCAUUCUUUCAUUUUGUGCUGUCUAAAAUCUGUCACCCCUAGAAUUCCCCAGUGCAAUGUCCUCCUCACUGCAUGGCUUGUCCUCUGACUUUCCUCUUUGCACACAGUCUCGACCCCCUGACCAAUAUGAUUGUUUAACCUAGAUCCCUACUGGGAAUUGAACCUCUGUGUGUGCAUCACAUAGAGGACUCGUGCCACUUGGCUGAAACCAAAGAUGGCUUAGAGAGAAAGCAUUGGACGCCUGAUAGUUGUGCUGGCGGAUGCAUGCUGACAUGGGAAUAGAUGGGAUUCCACUUACUCCGGGUAUGCUGAGUUUUGUGUGUGUGUGUGCUACUAUCUGAUCUAGGAAUCUCUUGGAUGACCUUCACUAUGUAGGCUGUCUUUACCUUUUCUACUCCAUAUGAAGCCUGAUUAUGCAUGACACACAGACCCUGUAUUAGAUGAGUGGGAUGUACAGAGAACCACACACAGACCACUGACAUGACUUCACAUUGGAGUCUCCUGAAGCAUGCUACAGUGUAUGCUUGUGUAGUGAUUCGUAAGACGUAUGCUACAUGCACCAUGUACUUUUUAACACUUCAUGCAGUGGUUUGUUAUGUCAUAUGAUGUCUAUUUGUACUCUUCAGUUUGCUUCAGUUGAUGUAUAACUUGACUUUUACUCCAUUAUGAUGUGGAUAUGCUGUCCAAGGUGACUGCGCCAGGAGAUGGAGCUCACCGCAGGGCAUUGAAAAUGUAACAAGGACAAUGUGAUACUGUAUUUCUGAUUUAAUUCCUCCUCUCUGAAUGAAGUCUGCACAGUCCAGAGUGGCCUUAUACAACGAUUAAUAAACAAAAAGAUGAGUCAAACACUGGUGAAGUGGAUAAA